GUAUAAAUACGACUGAAAAAUGCCGCUUAACGUGUAGUUACAGACAAAACAGACAAAUAAUUAAACCCUUUCGAAAAGAAAGUUGUUCCAUAGCGAGAAAUUAGAAUGCGUACUCUACCGAUUUUAUGGCGUAUGGCCGAGGAUUUGAGACGUUUGGCUAUGCCUUCAUCACCGCUGUUCGACUAUCCUUGGAUCACAAACUACCGAUGGGUCCCCCCCGCAGCAAGUCAAUUAAAUCAUGUUAUGGAUAUGAAUUUUGAUAAAAUUGGUAAACAUGGCUAUCAAGUUUCUAUGAAUGUAUCAGAAUUCAAACCCGAACAGUUAACGGUUAAAGUAAUAGAUAAUAGUGUUAUUGUUGAGGGUAAAUCCGAGGAAAAUGACAACAAUAAUGGCUAUGUUUCGCGUCACUUUAUUCGUCGCUUUUCAUUACCGCAAGGAUAUGUGGCCGAUAAUGCGAUUUCCACACUAUCCUCGGAUGGUGUCUUAACAGUGAAUGUACCUAAGCCGCCCGAAAUUGAAGAGAAGGCUCGUGAAAUCCCAAUUCAGCGGACCGGAUCACCAACCGAGAAAGCUCAAGAAUCGGAGCAAGCGAAAAGAGACUCGGAGAAAAAAUAAAUGGAAAUUGAAAAAAGAAAGACAAAGAGAGAGAGAGAGAGAGUAAAAAAUAAAAAAUAAAUUAUUUAUAAUUACCUGCAUAUGUAGUUUCUAUUAACUUGCUAAUAUAGAAAGGGCUUUGUUAAUUUGCUCAAAAACAAACU
This is a messenger RNA of Glossina fuscipes, 758 nucleotides long. Its product is annotated as heat shock protein 23. The transcript has a single exon. Bases 106 to 615 code for a protein of 169 amino acids. The record is from RefSeq and is a predicted model, not a curated record. Lineage: Eukaryota; Metazoa; Arthropoda; Insecta; Diptera; Glossinidae. Gene Ontology annotation, biological process: response to heat; protein refolding. Gene Ontology annotation, molecular function: protein folding chaperone.